Helicoverpa armigera (cotton bollworm) is the source of this 334-nucleotide messenger RNA. RefSeq lists its product as uncharacterized. Lineage: Eukaryota; Metazoa; Arthropoda; Insecta; Lepidoptera; Noctuidae. The transcript is spliced from 2 exons. The record is from RefSeq and is a predicted model, not a curated record. The coding region runs from base 16 to 213 and encodes 65 amino acids.
UCAUUCAUUAUUAAAAUGGUAAUGUUCUUCCAGCUGGUUUUCCUCGUGGUCUGCGUGGCUCUGGCCGCUGCUGCACCCCAGCUCAUUGCCACACUCCCCUACACUGCCGCCAUUGCUCCUGCCACUGGGACUUUGGUAGCCGGCCCUACCGUAGUUAACGGCAUCGGAGCCCGCUGGAUCGCACCCGGUUAUGUCGGCCCAGCCUUCAUCUAAACAUCUCUAACCAGCUGAUUCAACUUGCACUUUGUUCAUUGGCUGCCAUUCCGUCUUCUCGUAUCUGUAAAUAAUUAAUUAAUUAUCUGUAACAAAUAAAUGGAUAUUAAUUUUACGUAAA